Molecule: messenger RNA, 1421 nt
Organism: Durio zibethinus
Lineage: Eukaryota; Viridiplantae; Streptophyta; Magnoliopsida; Malvales; Malvaceae
Source: RefSeq, a predicted model, not a curated record
AUUUGCAAGAGGGUUUUGAUGAAGACGCGGGACCUUUUCUCUUCCAGUUGAAAAACAGGGUGAGUGGAACACGCUAAGAACAAAAUCAUGCACAGUAUGAAGAAAUGUUUUGGACCUUAGAGAUAUAGGGGAAGAAAGAAAAUGAUAGGGUUUUGGUCUAAAACUGCUAAAAGAUUUGCUUUUGAUAUUCAAAAUCUGCAUAUCAUAUACUUACAACAACAACUAACCACUAGUGUAGCCCCCCCAAUCUCAGCUUUAAAUGAGGUCGAGGCCCCAUUUGGCAACAACAGUGCAAGUCAGUGGCUGCCUGGCCGCUACUGUUGCUGGAACUGAGAGAGGCGCCGUUUCCCUUUUCUUACACUCUUCUUAUCUCUAUCCCACCACCACUACAAGGCACCCAACCCUUUUCCUAUUUUUAGCUCUCUCUUUCAAUGACAUUUCAUUGACGACUCUUGACUUUUUAACCCCUUAUUCUUUAUAAACUCCUGACAUCCUCAACUGCUUCUUCAACAAACAGCAAAAUCGAACAUGGUUGGUGCGAGAUCAAUUCCUAAUUGGCUUGGAAUUCUUCUUGAAGAAAAAUUCUUUGAUCCUUGUAUGGUUCAUGAGUCUGCAAAGAAAAAUGAGAAGAACAUUUUCUGCUUGAAUUGUUGCAUUUCUAUCUGCCCUCACUGCCUACCUGUUCACCGCCCUCAUCGUCGCUUACAGAUAAGAAGAUAUGUUUAUCAAGAUGUUAUACGGUUGAGUGAUGCUCAAAAACUGAUCAAUUGUUCCCUCGUUCAACCCUACACAACAAACAGUGCCAAAGUAGUGUUUUUGAAUGAAAGGCCAAUGUCACGCCCCUUUAGGGGCUAUGGCAAAUUCUGCAUCAAAUGCGAUCGCAGCCUUCAAGACCCAUUUCUCUUCUGCUCUCUCUCUUGCAAGGUUAAUCACUCAGAGACUGCCAAACGUGGAGGAAAAAAACUUGACCCAACCUCUGAAACUCUUCCAUUGUUCUGCAAAACGAAAACUGAUGUCAGCCUCAUAGAGCUUGAAGAGGAUCAUCAAAUGACUCCUGAUUCUGUCCUGGACUCCCUUGUUUCUCCUAGAACCUGGUCAGGAGGAUCAACAAACACAACUGCCACUAGCAAUGGUGACAGUGCAAUAAACUGCAAGCCAUUAUCACUUGUUUCAACUGUCACAACUGAGUUCGCGAAGAAGAACAAGACGAAGAAACGCAGCUGCAUUUUAACGCCCCAAGCUUCGUGCAGGAGCAGAUGCUCACAGGCUGCUGCGGCUGAGAGCAUUAGCCGCCGGAAAGGUGUGCCUCAUAGAUCACCUUUGAAUUGAAUGUGAAAAAAAAAAAAAAAAAACCCAAUAAUGCCUUUAGAAGUUCAAUGUGUUGUGUUUUUCGGAGGGUAAUGAUUUGUGGGGAAGUUUUG